GUAUGAUUUUUUACUUGUCUCUUUCUUUGUAAAGUUGAGUGCUAUCACCAGGAGCAACAACAAGACACCAUCGACCUCUCUUUUUCUCCGCCAGCACAAAUUUGAAUAGGCGGCAAAACCCACCAGCUCCUGUUGUGGCUCUUGUGAUAAACAACAACUCGCCAAAAGCCACGAACUUGGUGUUCAACACGCGUGUUCGCUAGAAGAAGGACGAGAAACAAAAAAAAAAGAAGAAAGUCAACAUGUUGCCGACGAUGCGUUUCCAGCUGUGUAAAAUAACAACCUGCCUUCCUACACAGUGGCCAGCCACACGUGUGCGUCAUUUACAUGCAGUGUCGAAAUGCUGGUCUCGGCACAUGUCACAGUGGCCACCGGAGGGGACCUUGGUGACAUUAAGACUUCGUAGUAUGCGACACUGUCAAGUAAACGUGUGCAAAGUUAUGAGUCGUCGAGGAUUGGCGUCACCCAGCAACGAAGGGCCCGAAAAGACAACCGCCACGCAGAAACUACAGCAGAAAGCAGCCAAUGCGAAACUGAUGAUUAACAACAUUAAAGACAAGGCCAUCCCGACGCAUGAAAAUAUCUACACAGUUCCAAAUUUCCUGACAUUUGCAAGACUGGUUUCUGCACCCUUCAUCGGAUACUUGAUCAUGAAACAUGACUAUGACUUUGCAUUAGGCAUAUUUGCAUUGGCAGGAUUCACGGACUUGCUUGACGGAUAUAUUGCGCGCAAGUACAAUCUCAAGACCGUGGUUGGAAGCAUCAUUGACCCUCUUGCCGACAAAGCAUUAAUGACGGUAAUGACAGUAACUCUGGCAGCAGAAGGUGUUUUACCGAUGCCCUUGGCGGCCCUAAUUCUUGGACGUGACGCGGGGCUUGUGCUCUCCUCAUUUUAUUAUCGGUACAUCUCGUUGCCUAAACCAAAAACACUAGUGCGCUACUUUGACUUCUCCAUACCAUCUGCUGAGGUGCGUCCCACCAUGAUCAGCAAGGUCAACACAGCGCUCCAGCUCGUGCUCAUGGCAGCUUCUUUGACGUCGACUGCUCUGGGCCAGCCCUCGGCUGAGAUUAUGACAGCUUUACAUUGGACAGUUGGUGGCACAACGGUUUGGUCCGGCGCCAGCUAUAUUUAUUCCAAAGACGCAGUGCGAAUCCUUAAUCGCGACUAAGUAAGACAGAGGGUGUCUCACCGACGCACACACACACAGAAAGGCAUCCGUAGUGUUGUAAUUAGGAAUUUUACCACUACAGGAACAGCACUUGAUAUUAUAUUCACCAUGAUAAGGAAUUCCAUUUUCUCUCUCUCUUUCUCUCUUUCUCUUCUCUUUUCUGCUCUUUCACUUCUUCGUCUUAGUCAUUCCUUCGUUCACUCUUUUCCUCUUUCU
This is a messenger RNA of Zychaea mexicana, 1385 nucleotides long. Its product is annotated as CDP-alcohol phosphatidyltransferase-domain-containing protein. The record is from RefSeq and is a predicted model, not a curated record. Gene Ontology annotation, cellular component: mitochondrion; membrane. Lineage: Eukaryota; Fungi; Mucoromycota; Mucoromycetes; Mucorales; Lichtheimiaceae. The coding region runs from base 243 to 1169 and encodes 308 amino acids. Gene Ontology annotation, biological process: cardiolipin biosynthetic process. Gene Ontology annotation, molecular function: cardiolipin synthase activity. The transcript has 7 exons.